Microtus ochrogaster (prairie vole) is the source of this 999-nucleotide messenger RNA. It is a transcript of the gene Jsrp1, whose product is annotated as junctional sarcoplasmic reticulum protein 1. The record is from RefSeq and is a predicted model, not a curated record. NCBI's taxonomy places the organism in Eukaryota, Metazoa, Chordata, Mammalia, Rodentia, Cricetidae. Gene Ontology annotation, cellular component: sarcoplasmic reticulum. Gene Ontology annotation, biological process: skeletal muscle contraction; regulation of ryanodine-sensitive calcium-release channel activity.
AUGACAGCCAGAGGCUUGGAGGAUCUGGAUGGGGGCCUGGGCAGCUGCCUCCCCAGCGAUGAUUUCUCCUUACUGGAGGAGCCAAGCUCAGGCCGACGGCCAGAUGGCAAGGCACAAGGGGCAUCCAGGCUGGCCGACUCUAGUCGCUGGACACCCGUCCUCCAGGACCCAGUGACUGCCGGCACUGCAGAGAAAGAGCUCGUGGCCCAGGAGGGUCUGGGAACCGGCAAAGGGAUUCCUAAAGCUGGGACAAGCCCCCGGAGCGUUCCCGCACGCAGAAAGUUGCAGGCUGCCCCUCCCCUGAAGCCCCCGCCGCCACCACCACCGCCCAGGGACGACCUGCCUUGGGGAGACCUGACGCUCAACAAGUGCCUGGUGCUGGCCUCACUGGUGGCACUGCUGGGCUCGGCUGUCCAGCUCUGUCAGGACGCAGUGGCUGGGGAGGUGGCGGUGGAAGUCCCUCAGAAGUGGGUCCCCCCCAGUCCUCCACCCAAGAAACCAGAGGUGCCUGCGCCUAAGCCUCCACUCUUGGUGCCCCCAUCCGGGCCUCCUGAGCCACCCGGACCCCAGGUACAGAAGCAGGAAAAGCCUGAGGCUGCAGAAGCAGAAACCCAGAGGGAGCCUGGCGGGUCCACCACAGAGGCCUCUGGAGAGGAGUGCGCACCCCUUGGUGGCCGAGGGUCCCAGGAGAGGCCGAGGAAGAAGUCAAAGAAAGGAGAGAAGCUGAAGAAGGACAAACUGAGGAGGGAGAAGCCCAGGAAGGAGGAGAGGCAGUGGGUCACCAGGGAGCCCCGCCAAUCCCUGUCCCGGCGCUGGGAGGCACACGAAGGAGGCCAUCGGCCAUGGACGCUGUCCUCCAGGGAACUAGAGCAUGAGAAGCGGCAGGCCUGGGCUCCCCGGCGACGCCACGACCGUGACAACCGACCCAGACAGAAGCCCCGUGGGGGAAAGGGGCGCGAUUGAUCCUGCCCCUGUCCUCCUUGGUGAACCCCGUGUCCC